AUGCGUAUUGCACUGCUCCUACCUCUGCUGCUCCUGCUCCUGCUCCUGCUAGGGCCGCGGCUCCGGGCUGCCAGUGGCUCUGAGCCGACGCUACCCACCGUGGUCCUUGCCAUCUUGGCCCGCAAUGCUGAACACUCUCUGCCCCACUACCUGGGUGCGCUGGAGCGCCUGGACUACCCCCGGGCCAGGCUGGCCCUCUGGUGUGCCACAGAUCACAACGUGGACAACACCACAGGGAUGCUCCAGGAAUGGCUGGCUGCCGUGGGCCGUGACUAUGCGACUGUGGUCUGGAAGCCUGAGGAUGAGGCCAGGUCCUAUCCAGAUGAGCAGGGGCCCAAGCACUGGACCAGAGAAAGGCAUCAGUUUUUGAUGGAGCUGAAGCAGGAAGCACUGGCUUUUGCCAGGGACUGGGGAGCUGACUACAUCCUGUUCGCAGACACAGACAACAUUCUUACCAAUAACCAAACACUGAGGCUUCUCAUAGAUCGGCAAUUGCCAGUGGUGGCCCCGAUGCUGGACUCCCAGACCUAUUAUUCCAACUUUUGGUGUGGGAUCACUCCACAGGGCUACUAUCGCCGUACAGCUGAAUACUUCCCUACUAAGAACCGCCAGCGCCAGGGCUGCUUCCGGGUUCCAAUGGCCUCCACCUUCCUGGUAUCCUUGCAGACGGAGGAAACAGCCCGACUUGCCUUCUACCCACCUCAUCCCAACUAUACUUGGCCUUUUGAUGACAUCAUUGUCUUCGCCUAUGCCUGCCAGGCUGCUGGGGUCUCAGUGCACGUGUGCAACGACCAUCGUUACGGAUACAUGAAUGUGGGCGUGAAACCCCACCAGGGGCUGGAGGAAGAGAAGACCAACUUUAUCCACCUGAUUUUGGAAGCACUAGUGGACGGGCCCCCCAUGAUGGCCUCAGCUCAUGUAUCUCGGCCCCCAAAGAAGCCCAGCAAAAUGGGGUUUGAUGAAGUCUUUGUCAUCAGCCUGGCCCGCAGACCCCAGCGCCGGGCUCGAAUGCUGAGCUCUCUCUGGGAGAUGGAGAUCUCUGCCCGGGUGGUAGAUGCUGUGGAUGGCAGGACACUCAACAGCAGUAUCCUCAAGCACCUUGGUGUGGACCUGCUCCCUGGCUACCAGGACCCCUACUCAGGCCGCACCCUGACCAAGGGUGAGGUGGGCUGCUUCCUCAGCCACUACUCCAUCUGGGAAGAGGUGGUUGCCAAGGGCCUGGCCCGGGUGGUGGUGUUCGAGGAUGAUGUGCGCUUUGAGGACAACUUCCGGAAGCGUCUGGAACGGCUGAUGGAGGAUGUGCUGACUCAGAAGCUGUCAUGGGACUUGAUCUACCUUGGCCGGAAGCAGGUGAACCCUGAGGAGGAGGUGGCUGUGGAGGGACUGCCUGGUCUCGUGGUGGCCGGGUACUCUUACUGGACACUCGCAUACACCUUAAGCCUGGCGGGCGCUCGCAAACUGUUGGCCUCUCAGCCUCUGCACAGAAUGCUACCGGUGGAUGAGUUCCUGCCUGUCAUGUUUGAUCGUCACCCAAAUGACCAGUACAAAGCACACUUCUGGCCUCGGGAUCUCCAAGCCUUCUCAGCCAGGCCUCUGCUUGCUUCUCCCACCCACUAUGCGGGAGACACCGAGUGGCUCAGUGACACGGAGACAUCCUCCCCUUGGGAUGACGACAGUGGCCGCCUCAUUAGCUGGACUGGCUCUCAAAAGACCCUUCGUGGCCCCUACCUGCACCUGGCUGGCAGCAGUGGACAUAGCCUCCACCCUCACCCUAGGGAUGAACUGUAGCCCAGGAGGUCCCAGCAGGAACUCCAAAGGAGCAAUGAGAGCGGAGAGGAAGAGUUGACAGAGCCAUCGGAAACCUGACUGCUAGCCUGGGCUCAGCCCGUCUUCUACCCUCUGGACCCAUUCCAGGGUGGGAGAACCACUCAUAGACAGAGUCCGUUCCUGAAGGUCACAUUGAAGAGACUAAGACCCCAAGGCUCUUGACUCUGCAUGUAAAUUUAGAGCCCAGUUGGCUCAGGGACAGGGGGGCCUCAGCCUUGGGGGUUUCAAGUUGGUCAGAGCCCAGAACCCUGGCCUCUCUGAGGACUCAGCUACUUUGCCUCCAUCUACCUCCGCCUCGGCUCCCUCCCCGCUUCCCAUCUAGGGCUCAUUAGCACCUCUUUCCUGGCUGGUGGAAAGUGCAGGAAGAUGGGAGGCAUACCUGGUGCUCAACACACAGUAGGCCUUCAAUAAAAGCUGUCUGCAUUAGCACUUUAUUUUUUACUAA
Messenger RNA from Rattus rattus (black rat), 2272 nucleotides. RefSeq names its product cerebral endothelial cell adhesion molecule (gene Cercam). The record is from RefSeq and is a predicted model, not a curated record. NCBI's taxonomy places the organism in Eukaryota, Metazoa, Chordata, Mammalia, Rodentia, Muridae.